Lindgomyces ingoldianus is the source of this 543-nucleotide messenger RNA. Its product is annotated as cutinase precursor. The record is from RefSeq and is a predicted model, not a curated record. Lineage: Eukaryota; Fungi; Ascomycota; Dothideomycetes; Pleosporales; Lindgomycetaceae. The annotation marks the transcript as partial. Gene Ontology annotation, molecular function: cutinase activity. Gene Ontology annotation, cellular component: extracellular region. The transcript has 2 exons. Gene Ontology annotation, biological process: carbohydrate catabolic process.
GCCCUCGGCGACUCAACUCAAAAUGAUCUGAAGAACGGCGAAUGCAAAGCGAUGACCGUGAUCUUUGCCCGCGGCACGACCGAAGCUGGGAACAUGGGCACACUCGCGGGACCACCAUUUGUGCAGGCUAUCGGUCAAAUGAUGGGCGAAAACAACGUCGCGGUGCAGGGUGUCGAUUACCCAGCUGACAUUCCGGGAUUCUUGGCCGGAGGCGACGCGGGAGGGAGUAAGAUGAUGGCUCAGUUGGUCGGACAAGCUAAGCAAGCUUGCCCGACGACGAAGCUAGUCAUGGCUGGGUAUAGUCAAGGAGGCCAGCUAGUGCACAACGCCGCAACCAUGCUCUCUGCGGACGACGCUAAGUUCGUCUCCUCGGCCGUCAUCUUCGGUGACCCAGAUAACGGCAAACCAGUUGGCAACGUCCCUGCUGCAAAAACCAAAGUCAUUUGCCACACUGGCGACAACAUUUGCCAAGGAGGAGACCUUGUCCUGCAGCCGCAUUUGACAUACUCUCAAAAUGCUGGCGAGGCCGCUGCCUUUGUUGUG